Molecule: messenger RNA, 3267 nt
Organism: Diabrotica virgifera virgifera (western corn rootworm)
Lineage: Eukaryota; Metazoa; Arthropoda; Insecta; Coleoptera; Chrysomelidae
Product: long-chain fatty acid transport protein 4
Biological process (GO): triglyceride homeostasis
Cellular component (GO): endoplasmic reticulum
Molecular function (GO): long-chain fatty acid-CoA ligase activity; long-chain fatty acid transmembrane transporter activity
Source: RefSeq, a predicted model, not a curated record
GUGGAAUACAAGAUAGGCGGGAGGCAGUGUUACAUUUGAAAUUAAAAUUAAAUAUCCACAACAAACAUAUCGCAAUUGCACGGUCCAUUCUCAAAACAGAUCUGCAGUGAGAUACACGGUUGAUUUUAAUUGAAUUUGUUAAUUCGUGUUUGUGAGUGUGAAAACGAUGUUUGCAAAUAUUUUAGGUUGUCAGGCUUUGCUGCUGCUAUUUGUAUUAUUGAUAUCCUGCUUUUUCCUUACAAAUGGAAGAUAUAGAUAUUUAUAUAUUCUAUAUAAAACAUGGCGCCGAGAUUUAAGAGGCCUGUCUAAAGUAUUUCCUGCCAUGUAUAGAAUAGCCAAAUGUGAAAAAAAUCAGGAGACGAUACCCAAGCUAUUCACAAAGAUAGCUAAAAGUAGACCGCAUAAAGUUGCCUUCUAUUUUGAAGACGAAACUUGGACAUUCGGACAAAUUCAAUUUUGCUGUAACUGGAAUCAAUUACUUCCUUUCAUUAGGCGAAAACGACAAUUUCUAUAAUCCUCUACCCCUAUAUCACGCCACUGGAGGAAUGUUAACUGUUGGACAAACUUUAAUUUUCGGAGUAACCAUGACACUUAGGCGCAAGUUUUCUGCUUCUCACUUUUGGACGGACUGCAAUAAAUAUAAUUGUACUGUUGCAAACUACAUAGGUGAAACGUGCAGAUAUAUAUUAGCAGCACAUAAAGGAAAACCAACCAUAGCACAUGGAGUAAAAAAAAUGUUUGGUAAUGGACUCAAAAAAGAUGUUUGGAAAGACUUCGUAGAAACUUUCAACAUACCUGAACUUUUUGAAUUUUAUGGAUCGACAGAAGGAAACACCAAUUUAAUUAACUUGGAUAACACCAUUGGCUCAGUUGGUUUUCUGCCAUUCUAUUUGGGACCAAUAUUUUCAAUUUGCCUAAUUAAAUGUGACGAUGAAACCAAAGAACCACUUAGAGAUGCAAACGGACUAUGUAUUAGAUGUAAAGACAACGAGCCAGGUAUACUCAUAGGAAAAAUAUACAAGAAAAUUAGUACACACAAUUUUGAUGGUUAUGUGGACCAAAAAGAGACGAACAAGAAGAUUUUACAAGAUGUUUUUCAGAAGGGAGAUUCCUAUUUUAAUUCUGGGGAUAUGAUGGUACAAGAUGAGUUUGGAUAUCUCUAUUUUAGAGACAGAACCGGAGAUACGUACAGAUGGAAAGGAGAAAACGUUGCAACGACGGAAGUCGAGUUGGUAGUAAGUGACGUAAUUGGACCGAAGGACAUCGUAGUUUACGGAGUAGAGAUUGCAGUAGCGUCGUUUGUGUUAGCGUUAAUAUGGAUAUUUGCCAGAGGAAGAAGAUACCGGUUGUUUUAUAUUAUAUAUAAGACAUGGAGGCGGGAAGUACUGGGCAUGUGGCGUGGUGCAAAAACGAUUCUGACAGUGCUAAUAAGAGAGAACAGAAAAAUAACAAUACCGAAACUUUUUCAAAAAACGGUGCGGAGGAAAGGAAAUAAAAUUGCUUUUUAUUUUGAGAAUGAGCAAUGGACAUUUAACAAGGUCGAUGAAUACAGUAAUAAAGUUGCAAAUUAUUUUCUAUGCCUGGGCUACAAAAAAGGUGACAGCGUAGCUCUGUUAUUGGAAAACAGACCUGAGUACGCUGCUAUAUGGCUAGGAUUGGCAAAAAUAGGAGUGAUUACUGCUUUAAUCAACAUCAACUUGGUAUCGAAGUCUUUGCUGCACUGUAUUAGUAUUGUGAAUGCCAAGUCAAUUAUUUUUGGAUCUGAUUUUGUCAAUGCUAUAACCGACAUAGAGUCAGAGUUAGGCGCUACCAUGCUAUUACAAUUAAAUACUUCUCCUGUGGAGAUCAUGAGAAAUGCCCUUGAUUUUCAGAAGUGUAUUUCGGAAUGCCCAACAACAGUAGCCUUGCGAUCUGGUGACAUGAGUGAUACAAUUUUGUACAUUUUCACUUCUGGAACGACUGGUUUACCCAAAGCUGCCAAGAUCACCAACUCCAAGUACAGUUUUUCUGCGGCUGGUAUAUACAACAUGGUUGGAAUAACGGAAGAUGACAUAUAUUACAGCCCACUACCAUUGUAUCAUGCUACUGCUGGAAUGAUGUCGUUGGGAUUGUGUAUUUUAUAUGGUGUUCCACUGGCCCUUAGGAAAAAGUUCUCAGCAUCUGCGUUUUGGAACGAUUGUAUCAAAUACAAUUGUACAGUUACGAACUACAUAGGGGAAACCUGCAGAUAUAUUCUAGCUGCCCACAGAGGGCAGACAAAUAUUCAGCACAAAGUUAGGAAAAUGUGGGGAAAUGGUUUAAAAAGAAACGUUUGGAAAGAAUUUGUUGAGACUUUUCAUAUUUCUAAUAUUUAUGAAGGAUACGGAUCAACUGAGGGUAAUGUUAAUAUAAUAAACGUAGAUGGAACAUUAGGUGCUGUUGGCUUCAUUCCUUUAAUCAUAUCCAAAUUCUCGCCUCUGAGAAUCGUCAAGUACAAUGAAGAACAUAACGAACCAAUAAGGGAUGAAAAUGGAUUUUGUAUUGAGUGUAAAGAUGGAGAACCGGGACUAAUGGUAGGAAGAAUACAUAAAGCUUUAGCCCUGAGUAAAUUCGAAGGAUAUGUAGACCAAAAAGAAACCACUAAGAAACUUUUCAGAAACGUUUUCAAAAAAGGGGAUAUGUAUUUUAAUACUGGAGACCUUAUGGUUAAAGAUGAAUUUAACUAUCUGUAUUUUUCGGAUAGGAUUGGAGAUACGUUCAGAUGGAAAGGAGAAAACGUAGCUACUGCUGAAGUUGAGUAUAUAGCAUCAGAAAUCUUAGGACCAGUCGAUCUUGUCGUAUAUGGAGUUGAGGUUCCGAAUACAGAAGGCAAAGCGGGUAUGCUAGCCGCAGUCGGCAAAGAAAAUCUAAUGGAUACAAAAAAGUUGGCUACAGGAUUUAAAUCGCACUUGCCAACUUACGCCAUUCCCCUAUUUGUAAGACUUUUGGAAAAGAUGCCUCUGACUUCAACUUUCAAAGUGCAAAAGACAGUACUACAAAAACAGGGAUUUGAUAUUAAUUCUAUUAAAGAUCCAUUAUUUAUUUUUGACAGUAAAACCGUAGAUUAUGUGCCAUUGGUGAAUGUUUAUGAUGAUGUUAUUAGUGGUAACAGAAAACUGUGAUUUAGAUUAGUGAUUGUAAUAAAUGUUGUUAUGUUUUUAUUUUAACUAAACCCUCUAUUCUACUUGUUUCAAUGUAUAAGAUGACUGUGUAGUUAUAUCAGUGAAUAAAAAUACAAAAAUAUCAGAA